GUGAACUGCGCAUGCGCCCUGUAGUUCCAAUCAGGGGACAGUGACUGAGGCAAGGGACUCCAGUUUCCUGGGGAAGACAUUACAUGUUGUACGCCAACAGGAUACGCAGCAAGGGGGUUCACCCGCUGUACAGCUGCAUAUCGUAACAUCUCCUCCUGUGUAAUGUGAUUUAUAUUUGCGAGAGAGCAGUGCCGUGGAGUAUGUAGUGCAGACGCUGCUGGCGUGGUGCCCUGACUCGUACACAGCGCCGUGCCCAUCAUCACCGGGCACAUGGAGUCCCAGCUGCAGAGCAUCUUUGAGGAGGUCGUGAAGACCGAGGUCAUCGAAGAAGCAUUUGCUGGUAUGUUUAUGGAUACACCUGAAGAUGAAAAGACAAAGCUUAUAAGCUGCCUUGGAGCAUUUAGACAAUACUGGAGUGACCUUCCCCAGGAUACUCAUGAGCAAUGUGUCCAGUGGAUUGUAAAAUUUAUACAUGGACAGCACAGUCCUAAAAGAAUCUCUUUCCUGUAUGACUGCCUAGCAAUGGCUGUAGAAACCUCUGUUCUUCCUCCAAGAAUGGUAUGUGAUUUCUUAUUGAACUCCGAAGCUUUGGAAUGGGAAAGAACACAACUCUGGGUCUUAACAUUUAAGCUGGUCCUGAAAAUCAUUGGUGGAGUUGAUUAUAAGGGAGUGAGAGACCUCUCAAAAGUGAUAGUAGAGAAAAUUCAUACUAUUCCGAGCACUGUGAGCUCUGCUGUUGUACAGCAGCUUCUAGCAGCAAGAGAGGUUGUAGCAUACAUCUUGGACAGGAAUGCAUGCCUUCUUCCAGCUUACUUGGCAGUAACUGAAAUCCGCAAACUUUAUCCUGAAGGAAAACUUCCGCAUUGGUUGUUGGGCAACCUGGUGUCGGACUUCGUGGACAGUUUCAGACCCACAGCAAGAAUUAAUUCAAUCUGUGGCCGCUGCAGUCUUCUUCCUGUGGUGAACAAUUCUGGAGCCAUCUGUAACUCUUGGAAACUGGACCCUUUAACCUUGCGCUUUCCACUGAUAGGACUUUUGCCCUAUGACAAGGAUUUAUUUGAACCACAGACUGCUCUUCUGAGAUAUGUCCUGGAGCAGCCUUACUCCCGGGAUAUGGUGUGCAACAUGUUAGGUCUAAACAAGCAGACCUUGAACAUUGCUCAGUACAAGCAGAGAUGUCCUGUGCUGGAGGACCAGCUGGUUGAUCUUGUGGUCUACGCCAUGGAGCGCUCUGAGUCGGAGGAGAAGUUUGAUGAUGGUGGAACGAGCCAGUUGCUAUGGCAGCAUCUCUCGAGCCAGCUCAUUUUUUUUGUGCUUUUUCAGUUUGCCAGUUUCCCACAUAUGGUCUUGUCUCUUCACCAAAAGCUUGCAGGUCGGGGUCUUAUUAAGGGCAGAGACCAUCUCAUGUGGGUUCUGCUGCAGUUCAUCUCCGGAAGCAUACAGAAGAAUGCCUUGGCUGACUUUCUACCAGUCAUGAAGUUGUUUGACCUGCUGUAUCCUGAAAAGGAAUGUAUUCCUGUGCCAGAUAUUACCAAACCUCAGUCUACUCACUCCUUUGCAAUGACUUGUAUCUGGAUACACCUGAACAGGAAAGCUCAGAAUGACAACUCCAAGCUGCAGAUUCCUAUUCCUCACUCACUAAAGUUACAUCACGAGUUUUUGCAGCAGAGUUUAAGGAAUAAGAGCUUACAAAUGAAUGACUACAAAAUAGCCUUGCUGUGCAAUGCUUAUUCCACCAACUCUGAGUGUUUUACAUUACCCAUGGGGGUGCUUGUGGAAUCUAUUUAUGGAAAUGGAAGUGGGAAGAUACCUCUACCAGGAACUAAUUGCUUGGCAUCUGGAUCUACUACUCCUCUUCCAAUGAACUUGUUGGAUUCACUUACAGUUCAUGCAAAGAUGAGCCUUAUUCACAGCAUUGCAACCAGAGUUAUUAAACUAGCACUUGCAAAAUCUAGCCCAGCUUUGGCUCCUGCACUUGUGGAAACUUACAGUCGUUUGUUGGUUUAUAUGGAAAUCGAAUCACUUGGCAUCAAAGGAUUUAUCAGUCAACUGUUGCCUACUGUAUUCAAGUCUCAUGCAUGGGGAAUCCUUCACACAUUGCUGGAAAUGUUCAGCUAUCGAAUGCACCAUAUCCAGCCUCAUUAUCGAGUGCAGCUCUUGAGUCAUCUCCAUUCGCUAGCUGGAGUCCCACAAACAAAUCAGAAUCAGCUUCACCUCUGUGUUGAGAGUACAGCUCUGAGAUUGAUCACCGCUCUUGGCAGUUCUGAGGUGCAGCCACAGUUUACUCGCUUCCUCAAUGAUCCCAAAACCGUUUUAUCAGCAGAGUCAGAAGAACUCAACAGGGCUCUGAUUCUGACACUGGCAAGAGCUACUCAUGUUACUGAUUUUUUCACAGGCUCUGAAUCAAUUCAAGGUACUUGGUGCAAAGACAUUCUUCAAACCAUUAUUAGCUUUACGCCACAUAACUGGGCUUUGCACACACUCAGCUGUUUCCCAGCUCCAUUGCAGGCUUUCUUCAAGCAGAACAAUGUUCCCCAGGAAAGUCGCUUCAACCUGAAGAAGAAUGUGGAAGAGGAAUAUAGGAAGUGGAAGUCUAUGACCAAUGAAAAUGACAUUAUUACACACUUCUCCCUGCAGGGCUCUCCACCUCUAUUCCUAUGUCUGCUUUGGAAGAUGCUUCUAGAGACUGAUCAAAUUAACCAAAUUGGAUACCGCGUUCUGGAGAGAAUUGGUGCCAGGGCUCUUGUCGCACACGUCCGAACAUUCGCAGACUUUCUUGUGUAUGAAUUCUCCACCUCAGCAGGAGGUCAACAGCUCAAUAAAUGUAUUGAGAUGCUUAACGACAUGGUGUGGAAAUACAACAUUGUGACUUUGGACAGAUUAAUACUGUGCUUGGCCAUGCGCAGCCAUGAAGGAAAUGAAGCACAGGUGUGCUACUUCAUAAUUCAGUUACUGCUUCUGAAACCAAAUGACUUCAGGAACAGAGUCAGCGACUUUGUGAAGGAGAAUUCCCCGGAGCACUGGUUGCAGAAUGAUUGGCAUACUAAGCACAUGAAUUACCAUAAGAAAUAUCCAGAAAAGCUUUAUUUUGAAGGUCUUGCAGAACAAGUUAACCCUCCUGUGCUGUUCCAGCAUCAGUACCUUCCGAUCUACUUUGGAAAUGUGUGCCUUCGCUUUUUGCCAGUAUUUGACAUAGUCAUCCACCGAUUUCUAGAGUUGCUUCCUGUUUCAAAGUCACUUGAAACUUUGCUUGAUCAUCUUGGAGGCUUGUACAAGUUUCAUGAUCGACCAGUAACCUACUUGUACAACACUCUUCACUACUAUGAGAUGCACCUUCGUGAUCGCACUAAUCUAAAACGCAAACUAGUCCACUCCAUCAUUGGAUCCCUGAAAGAUAACAGACCUCAAGGGUGGUGCCUAAGUGAAACAUACCUUAAGUGUGGUAUGAAUGCCAGGGAGGAUAAUCCUUGGAUCCCUGAUGACACUUACUAUUGCAAGCUGAUUGGCCGGCUGGUUGACACGAUGGCUGGAAAAUCCCCUGGACCGUUUCCAAACUGCGACUGGAGGUUCAAUGAGUUUCCGAAUCCGGCUGCCCAUGCACUUCAUGUAACUUGUGUUGAGCUCAUGGCUUUGGCUGUUCCAGGGAAGGAUGUUGGCAAUGCGCUUCUAAAUGUGGUAUUAAAGAGCCAGCCACUUGUGCCAAGAGAAAAUAUCACUGCUUGGAUGAAUGCAAUUGGACUGAUCAUUACAGCUCUCCCAGAACCUUAUUGGAUAGUACUCCAUGAUCGCAUUGUUAGUGUGCUGAACAGUCCAAGUCUUACAUCAGAGACAGAAUGGGUUGGCUACCCUUUCCAGCUGUUUGACUUUGCAGCGUGUCACAAGGCGUACUCAGAGAUGAACUGCAGUUACACACUGGCUCUGGCACAUGCUGUGUGGCACCAUUCAAGCAUUGGGCAACUCUCUCUCAUCCCAAAGUUCCUCCCUGAAGUUCUCAUUCCCAUAGUAAAAACAGAGUAUCAGUUACUCUAUGUUUACCAUUUGGUAGGACCAUUCCUGCAACGCUUUCAGCAAGAACGGACAAGAUGCAUGAUAGAGAUAGGUGUGGCAUUCUACGAGAUGUUACUGAAUGUAGAUCAGUGCAGCACCCACCUGAAUUUUAUGGAUCCGAUCUGUGACUUCCUUUACAAUAUGAAAUAUAUGUUUACAGGAGACAGCAUAAAAGACCAAGCUGAAAAGAUUAUCUUCAACCUACGACCAGCAUUAAAACUUCGCUUGCGUUUCAUAACGCACAUUAGCAAACAGGAGACUGCCCCUGCACCUCCACCACCGAUGAAUACUGGCUCUCCAGCCCCACAGACCAGCCAGGUGCAUGUUAAUGUUCCUCUUCCUGCCGCACAGUGACAGAUGCCAACAGCAGGUCGCAUCUUUCCUUUUGACUAAGGUCAUUGCUUAGAAGAACUUUGUCAGCAUUUGAAAACAUUUAUUCUUUUUGCAUUUAAAGGCUGAUUAAAUAAGUCAAUAGUGGU
Molecule: messenger RNA, 4526 nt
Organism: Pseudophryne corroboree (corroboree frog)
Lineage: Eukaryota; Metazoa; Chordata; Amphibia; Anura; Myobatrachidae
Gene: MED23
Product: mediator complex subunit 23
Exons: 30
Coding region: 271-4401 (1376 amino acids)
Biological process (GO): positive regulation of gene expression; regulation of transcription by RNA polymerase II
Cellular component (GO): transcription regulator complex; mediator complex
Source: RefSeq, a predicted model, not a curated record